This is a messenger RNA of Arabis nemorensis, 2313 nucleotides long. Lineage: Eukaryota; Viridiplantae; Streptophyta; Magnoliopsida; Brassicales; Brassicaceae. The record is from the annotation of a GenBank genome assembly.
AUGGAUUCUCCGUCGAAUCCUAUUGACCUUCGAGAUCAAGUUUCAGAGACCAUUUCGCGGAGUCUUAGCUCGAUCCAGGAAUCGAACGUUGAGGCACAUAUUGUUGCCGGAGAAAUUCGAGUUGCAGAACCAGUGUCGGAGGAUAUGGCGAAAUCGGAGGAGGUUGAGGAAGCCGAUGAUCCAGUUUCGAUCGAGGAAGACGAUGCUGAUACUAUGGAUCCGGCGGAUUCUCAAGCCAUGAGCUACUGUCACGGUGGUGGGCCGAAGCGGAAGAAAGGGAACAAUAAGAAACGUAAGCAGCUAGAGGAGAAAUCGAAGGAGAAGCUUAAGGUACUCAUAGAAACCUUAAAGCCUGUACCUUUCAAGCCAAUUAAAACCCUAGAUUUAUCUCGUUAUGAGAAUCUAUUGAAGACUCUAGGUUUGUGGGAUUUUGUGCAUUUGGAAUUCGAUCAGAGUAUUAGUUACGAUCUUGUGGCUCAGCUUAUCGCGUCGUAUAGUCAUGAGGGUAGGUGUAGCUAUGUAAACGGGUCUAGGAUCAAACUCAGUCGUGCGGAUUUGGCUCGAGCUUUGAAGUUGCCUAGUAAGAAAGAGCGUGUAGUGAUUCUAGAUGAGGAUAAGGAACUUUUGGAAUCAGAUGAAUCGAUCAAAUUCAUCGAAGAUAUUGUUUCGGAUUGGAUUCUACUGCAUUGUGAUGAUGCGUGGAUGAUGCCGGAUGAAGUGGUGGAAUGGAGGAAGGGUUUAAAGGAAAAGCAAAUGGAUAAGCUUGACUGGGCUGGAUUGUUCUGGAUCAUGGUUGAGAAAGAGCUCAAAGCGGAGCCUCCACUCGGGGAUUGUUACUAUGCAUCGCAUAUGCAGAUGGUGAUAAGAUCACAGAAAAAGGACUUGCUUAGUGAGGAGGCUGAAGUGGGGGGUAAUGAUGUGAAGGUGGAGGAUUCUCCGAACAAAUCUCCGGAAGAAGAUACGCCGAGGGAACAGUUGAGAGUGGAGGAUGUUGAGGUUGAGGAAGUGGGUUUGAAGGUAAAUGAUGAUAUUGCUGCUGUGAAUCAAAGAAUGGAUGAUGAAGCCGGUGGCUCAAAGGAAGAAAAGUAUGUGGAGGAAUGUAUGACUGAACUGAAUCUUGGGCAAGAGUCUGUGUCCGAAGUGGCUGCUGUGGAAGAGCGUCAUCAUGAGGAAAAACCAACCGAUCUUGAGGAAAACAAGGAAGAAGAGGAUGAAAAAUGGCUUUGGAACGAAGACAGUCACGCCUGUUCACAUUUUCUUCGGGGGUAUGAUGGUGGUGAUGCUACUGCAGGAGAUGAACGGACCAAAACAGAAGGACACAGAGAAGUGGGAGAAAAUGAAGCACUUGAAGAUGUUUCUGAAGAGGAAAUUGAGAAAGAUGGAGAAAAGCAGGAAGGAGGGUUUUCGUUGUUUCCAAAUGAGGAAACACUACAUGGCGUUGACCAGGAAAAUAUGAUGUUGGAUGAUGAUACAUCUCCAUUAGGUUAUAACUCUGAGCUACAAAUUCAUGAAAAUUCUACUGGUGAUUUCCUGGCAUCUAGAGCUGGCAUGCAUAUGGUUCCAACUAGUUCUGUUUUUGGGAAUGGUAACAAGAGAGAGAUUGAUCACGAGAAUGAUAUUUCGUACCAUUUUGACAAUCCUGCCAGUAAGAGGUUGAGAACUGAUGUUGGACCAUCUUAUGAUGACAAGCCAGUUCCUUUUGAGGUGUGCAUGGAGCAGAUUAAGCAGUUGGUGGAUAAGGCUAAGUUAUCAUAUGUCGAGAAAGACCGAGCUUGUAGAGAAUCUAAUAUGAGCCAACAAAUAAUGCUUAAUGAACUGCAAAGGAGAGAAGAUAUAAUUCAGCAAUUGCACAAGGACACUUAUGAAGAGCAACAGAGGAAGGACUUAGAGAUCUAUAAGCUUGAGAAUGAACUUCGUAUGAUGACAAGUGUAUUAACCGGGUACCGGAAAGCGUUGAAAGAUACGCAGAAGGAACGCAGAAAGCACUUUAAACGUUGCCCUUUGCGUGAUCAAUCGCUUUACAAGGAUGUUAAAGGUUCUGGAGGUUUAGUAUUGAGCACUGGUGAAAUCGAAAAGCUAAGACUGAAGCAAGAAGAAGAAGAGGGGUUAAGACGAGCUCUAAUAGAGAGACAAGUAGAAGAAUUUGAAAGUCGCUGGAUUAAAGACUUUGAAGUAAACCUUAACAGAAAAGUGGAGUUGCUUGAGGAGAAGCUAACUGGGUUUCAAAAUAAGGUGAAGCUCUUGCAAGAGACGGUCUCAAGACGCAAGGUUCUGGAUACGCCAGAAAGAUUUAAUGCAACAGCAGAAACUUGA